Penicillium verrucosum is the source of this 1455-nucleotide messenger RNA. RefSeq lists its product as uncharacterized. The transcript has 9 exons. Gene Ontology annotation, biological process: transmembrane transport. Lineage: Eukaryota; Fungi; Ascomycota; Eurotiomycetes; Eurotiales; Aspergillaceae. Gene Ontology annotation, molecular function: transmembrane transporter activity. The record is from RefSeq and is a predicted model, not a curated record. The coding region runs from base 1 to 1455 and encodes 484 amino acids.
AUGACUACUCAAGAUCGCACGCCACUUGUUGCAAGUUCACAAGAUGAAGAACACCUGAAUCAGAAGUCGAGUGGUCUCCAGGUAGGGAAACUUGCCGUCGGAUCGCUUUUACUGGCUUGCUUUCUAGCAAAUGCAGACGAAUCCUUUGUCCUCACCACUGGAAGUGAUGUCGCAUCGGCUCUCAAUGCAUCCAGCUCUGCAGCGUGGCUCAUCACAGGGUACAACCUGGGCUAUAUUCUUGCUCUUCCCAUUUACGGGCAAAUAUGCGAUUUAACUGGACCGACGAGGGCAAUCCUUAUGGCUUUGACGGUAUACGGAUGUGGCUGUCUCAUGACAGGAGUCUCGCAAACCAUUCACUUGGCUGUUGCCGGUCGUAUCAUUUCAGGGUUUGGCGGAGCCGGAAUGAAUGAGCUGGUGUCUGUUAUUCUCAACGAAGUACAUAGCUUUGACCGUGUUGCCAUGUUACGCUCCUAUGUAACUACCGUGUCAAUUAUUGGUGUUACCUGCGGCGCCCCCCUGGGCGCAUUUCUCACAAGCUGGAUUGGAUGGCAAUGGGCAUUCCUGAUUCAUAUCCCAUUUGCAAUGAUCUGCCUCACCGUCAUCUCGUUUUCGCUUUCUUCAAAAAAGCCCUCGCCAAUUGUCACCCCCAAGCUAUCGUAUGGAUCAAUUGACAACAAGCCGACCGAAGAUACCCCUCGCAAGUCGUUCGAUAUUCUGGGCCUCGUUUUGCUAUUUAUAUCUGUUAUCUGCUUCCUAGCCUUUGUGCAACUCACCCAGGCAGAUAAUCUAGAAGCAAAGUCAAUACUUCUCACCAUUUGUGCGGCAGCAUUCGUUGGAUGCUUUACGGCCUUCUGUCUCAAUGAGACUCGCUGGGCUAAAGACCCAAUGAUACAUUUCUCAUUACUGAGUCCCCAUAAAUUCGGCCUGAUAUACAGCGCGCAAGCGCUAGUCGGCAUUGGACAAUUUUCUGUGUGUUUUCCCCUUUCUGUCUUCUCGGUUCCAACUCGCGGGUGGCUAAUGAUUGUGCUAUUGGAUUGCAGAUGGCGCCUAUUCUUGGGGACUAUUGGGUCAGCUCUCGGGGAUUAUCUCCCUCAGAGGGUGCAAUGUGCUGGAUACCGGGUACCAUCGGGAUGGUUCGGCAUGGGAAUGCUGCUAUCUUCGCAAUUCGCAGCUUUAUCUGCCGCAAAACCGGAGCAUAAUGCCGCUACCUCCGUCACCACUUAUUACUUCGCACAGCAAGUCGGAUUGAUGACUGGUAUCACCACCGCAAAAGCAUUACUUAUUAAGGAAAUGAGACGUGGCCUGAAUGUGGCACUGAAAGAUCAGGCUGGGCGCGCCAAGUUGAUCGAACAAAUAUUGGGACACCGGCAGCUCACGGGCUUGGUACCUCCUGCACUUGCAGAACCGAGCAGAAUGCGACAGCUAUUCCCCGCCACUGGACUCGAGGACUUUUGA